AAAAAAAGGCGAAAGCGAGCCAAAAAAAAAAAAAAAAAAGAGCAGAGCAAAAAUUUUCUAAAUUUCCCAACUUUUUUGCUUAGUCAAGAAGCUUCUCCUCCGAUGAAAUUUCGAGUUCACUGGAAAGUUUAGUUUUUUCUUCUCCGUUCGCGUUCUACUUUCUCUGUUUGUUCGCAUGAAGCUGCAUUUGGUAGAUUAAUAUUUGGAAACAAUGUUUGGAACUGUGGAAGACUAUGAAGAGAUGCUUCAAGACAGUACUUUUCUUGAGUCAAGAAGUAGAUCACUUUCUUCAACAAAACAAACUGGAAAUCCUGUUGCGUACAAGCUUGUCCGGGUUGCAGGAGAUGGGAGACUAGUUCCUGCAACUGAUGAAGAGAUGUUGGAGGUCAAAGAGUUACUUGAGAAGAAUGAGAAUGAUAUGCCUGUUUUGCCAGAUCCAAUACAGACUGAGGAGUACAUUCCCGACGAAGGUUCACCUUCUCAAUUUCUGCAGCUAGAAUGUUUUGAAGGCUUAUAUGAGCCGGAAACUGCAGAAGCAUAUACAGAAAUUUUUGAUCCGGGCUUAUUUCAGUCAGAAACUGCAGAGGCAUAUACAGAAAAUUUGAAUUCUCGACUUGAGUCUAAAGAAGAAUUGAUAUAUGAAUCUCAGAUGCUUUUUGCUCUUCCGGAGACCAAAUUUCAGAUUUCUAAUGUGCAGGAAGUCCAAUCCGAGGCUUUGCUGCGGGAGCCAGUUCGUUUUCCAUCAAAUGGAUGCAGUAUGCAUCAAUGUAGGGAUGUGUUACCAUACUCAAAUGCUACAGGUAGUCCUAAAGAACCUGCAUUGUCAACUGCUGCGUCUAAACCUGAAGUUUCUAGAGUAGCAGGCGAGAUAUGCUUGGAUAAUCUUUCAAUCAAAUCAUUACAAGAUACAAUCAGAGCAAAGUUUGGUCGUGAAACUACUUGCAAGAGCAAACAAUGGCUGAAAAGGAGGAUCACAAUGGGAAUGAUUGAUUCAUGUAUUGUUCCAACAACUAGCCUGGCAAUUUAUGAUAACAAACUGGUUGGUGGAGGUCAAGAUACAAGUGAUGCUUUUAGCAACGAUACAGUAGAUGAAUCAAGAGCUAUGGAAAGCAAAGAUACGCCAUCUAGGCCUGAUUGCUUAAAGGGACAUUCAAGUGAUCUUGGGCGUAGUCCUGUUGAGACUUUUGUGGACCAUUAUUUUGGGAAUGAAGAUUUUGAAGGUGAAGAUAGGUCUGCGAAAAGAGUUAGGAAGCGUACUAGAAGAUACAUUGAAGAAAUUUCAAAACCCAGUGAAAAACAGCAAAGUGAUGAGUCAAUGAUCCCUUCAAAAGAUCAGAGCUCUAUUGAAGCCGUUUCUUCAGGAGGGAGAGUUGUUGUCACCAGGAUGGUACCCCUUGCUGGUUCCAGAAUUCAGGUUCCCUAUGUUUCUCAUGUAAGGAGAAGCCGUCCAAGAGAAAACAUAAUGGCACUUGGGGAAUUUCAUUCCAAGUCAUGGGAGGUGAAAGCUACUCCAGACAAGAGUAACCUGAAUCUAAGCCCAUCUCAGUGGAACAAUGAUGUGAACCGAGUUUCAGGUGUCAAAUCUGCUUCUGGACCUGUCAAGAAAGAAAGCAGUAAGGGCCAUUUAAAACCAAUUUCUAAUGAGGUGGAUCAAGACUACAUGGAUUCAGAGAACUUAGAUUCAUCUGGAGAGAGCUCAGAUGAUAAUAAUCGCGUUGAUCUACCAAUCACGCAAAGUGGAAUUAGAAGGAAGCAUCAUCGAGCUUGGACUGUCACUGAAGUUGAAAAACUUGUCGAAGGUGUGACGAAAUAUGGAGUAGGGAAAUGGUCUGAGAUCAAAAAGGUUUCAUUUUCAUCAUUCGUGUACCGUACCCCUGUGGAUCUCAAGGACAAAUGGCGAAAUUUACGGAGAGCAUGCUUUUCUCAAACUCCGUCAAACAGGAUGGGAGGUCCAAAUAAACAGGGGUCAAUGGCCAUUCCUACACACAUUAUGUUGCAGGUAAGAGAGCUUGCUCAGAAACAGUCACCGGUUCGCAAGGGUAGUAGAGUAGUAGUGAAGGGAUCAUCAAGAAAUGGUUUCUUGUAGCGUUUCGUUUCGUAUAAAUUGACUGGCCUGGAUGUGAGAUUAACUCUGCUCUUUUAGUUUGGAUUUUGUAGACUUAAAGGUAGCUUUUGUGAUUUAAACCGGAUUACUAACUGGUGUUAUUGGAAUUGAUAUGAGAUGGUUGGUUCCUUUA
This is a messenger RNA of Camelina sativa (false flax), 2237 nucleotides long. Lineage: Eukaryota; Viridiplantae; Streptophyta; Magnoliopsida; Brassicales; Brassicaceae. The record is from RefSeq and is a predicted model, not a curated record.